Vombatus ursinus (common wombat) is the source of this 2027-nucleotide messenger RNA. It is a transcript of the gene DDX56, whose product is annotated as DEAD-box helicase 56. Gene Ontology annotation, molecular function: ATP binding; nucleic acid binding; RNA helicase activity. The transcript has 14 exons. Gene Ontology annotation, cellular component: nucleolus. NCBI's taxonomy places the organism in Eukaryota, Metazoa, Chordata, Mammalia, Diprotodontia, Vombatidae. The record is from RefSeq and is a predicted model, not a curated record. Bases 1 to 1659 code for a protein of 552 amino acids.
AUGGCGGCUUCCGAAGUUUUGGGCUUUGAGCACAUGGGGCUGGACCCUCGGCUCCUACAGGCCAUCGCAGAGCAAGGCUGGGCUCGGCCCACGCUCAUCCAAGAGAAGGCCAUUCCCCUGGCGCUGGAGGGGAAGGAUCUGUUGGCUCGGGCCCGCACCGGCUCGGGGAAGACCGCUGCUUAUGCCAUCCCCCUGCUGCAGCAUCUGCUUCAUAGGAAGGCGACAGGACCAGUGGUAGAACAGGCUGUUCGAGGCCUUGUUCUUGUACCCACCAAGGAGCUGGCACGCCAGGCACAGACCAUGAUCCGUCAGCUGACAGCAUAUUGUGCCCGGGAUGUUCGUGUGGUUGAUGUGUCGGCUUCAGAGGACUUUGCUUUUCAAAGGCCCUUGCUAAUGGAGAAGCCAGAUGUGGUAGUGGGCACACCAUCACGAGUGCUAAGUCAUCUGCUUCAGGGAAACUUGAAUUUGCGUGACUCUUUGGAGCUGCUUGUAAUGGAUGAGGCUGACUUGCUUUUUUCCUUUGGCUUUGAAGAAGAGCUUAAGACCCUUCUUUGCCACCUGCCUCGGAUAUACCAGGCCUUCCUCAUGUCAGCUACUUUUAAUGAAGAUGUUCAGGCCCUCAAGGAGCUUGUAUUGCAUAAUCCGGUAACCCUGAAGUUGCAGGAAUCCCAGCUUCCAGGGCCAGAUCAGCUGCAGCAGUUUCAAGUGGUCUGUGAGACAGAGGAGGACAAAUUCCUGUUACUCUAUGCCCUGCUAAAGCUAUCUUUGUUGCGGGGCAAGUCCCUACUCUUCGUUAACACCUUAGAACGAGGUUACCGCCUUCGCCUUUUCCUGGAGCAGUUCAGCAUUCCUGCCUGUGUGCUCAAUGGAGAGCUGCCUCUGCGUUCCAGGUGCCACAUCAUCUCACAAUUCAACCAAGGCUUCUAUGACUGUGUCAUUGCAACUGAUGAGGAAGUGCUGGGGGCCCCUGUUAAGGGCAAGCGUCGGGGCCAAGGAUCCAAAGGAGAGAGGGCCUCUGAUACGGAAUCAGGUGUGGCACGUGGCAUUGACUUCCACAAUGUAACAGCUGUGCUCAAUUUUGAUCUCCCCCCUUCCCCUGAGGCCUACAUUCAUCGAGCUGGCAGGACUGCACGUGCCAACAACCCAGGAACAGCCCUGACCUUUGUCCUGCACACAGAACGUCCCCAGCUAAAAGAAAUUGAGGAGGCCCUCGGGGGAGAAAGUGCAGAGUCCAUGUUUCUUCCCUACCAGUUUCGGAUGGAGGAGAUUGAGGGCUUCCGAUACCGCUGCCGGGAUGCCAUGCGCUCUGUGACAAAACAAGCCAUUCGGGAAGCCAGGCUGAAGGAGAUUAAAGAGGAGCUUCUGCACUCAGACAAGCUUAAGACCUACUUUGAGGACAACCCUAGAGACUUACAGCUCUUGCGACAUGACCGGCCCCUGCACCCUGCAGUGGUGAAGCCGCAUCUUGGCCAUGUUCCUGACUACUUGGUGCCCCCCACACUUCGUGGCAUUGCCCGUCCUCACAGCAGGCGGAAACGGAACAGACCCUUCACCUCUCACAGGAAAUUUAAGGCCCCAAAGACACAGAACCCUCUUCGAAGCUUCAAGUACACCAAGAGGAAGCCAAGGACCUCUGCCUCUUCAGCUAAGCACUCUUGAGGUUGCCCACCCAGCCCUGGGCCUGGGUGUCAGAUGUUCCUCCUCCCUUUCCUUAGCAACUGGCCAACUACUUGUUUGUCACCUUUGAUGGAAGGCUGGCCGGCCCUGUGCUGUGCAGUGACUCUUGAACUCAGUGUGGAAUCUGCUUAAGAGACUGGACUCCCAAGGGCCAGAUAGUGUUGGCCUCACCCCUUGUUGAGAUGGCAGAUUCUGUUCCCCAGGCUGCAGCGUGCUGUGUCUCUCCUCUGCCAGCAGGGGUUGCCAUGCAUAGGCUCAUGGACAGAGCUGGAAGGAACUAAGAAAUAGUUGAGCUCCAAUGAUCAGUGGGAUGCUAUAAUAAAUGGAAUGAAGUAUGUCCUAAUUCUUCA